Molecule: messenger RNA, 729 nt
Organism: Vicia villosa (hairy vetch)
Lineage: Eukaryota; Viridiplantae; Streptophyta; Magnoliopsida; Fabales; Fabaceae
Exons: 4
Coding region: 1-729 (242 amino acids)
Source: RefSeq, a predicted model, not a curated record
AUGUCUCGCCCAAUUGAGCCAUUGAAAGAGAUCAAUGAUUCCAAAGAUUUGUGGAAGAUCGCAGUUAGAUGCAAACAUCUAUGGACUGUCACAAGUUAUUCAAACAAAGAACACAUGGAGAUGGUUUUGGUUGAUUCUAAGCGUGAUAUGAUUCAGGCUGUUGUCCCUGCUUAUUUGCUUUCGAAAUUCAAAUAUGAAAUUGAAACAGGAAACUCUUAUAUCAUGCAAAAUUUUAAAGUUGGGAAGAAUGAUUUUGCUUUUAAGUCGACAAAUCAUACAUACAAAUUGGUUUUUUGUGGGUCAACUUCUGUUAAGAAAGCAGAAUUUCCUGACAUCCCUCAUAACUACCUUAACAUUAUUGGUUUGAAUUUCAUAGUUGAAGGAAGGUUUCAAUCAAAUGUUUUGGUUGAUUUGAUUGGAGGAAUCACUGAUAUCACUCAAACCCAAGUUAACAGUGACAACAGCAAGAACAGAAUAGUUUUUUCAAUUGUAGAUGCCAGCAAAACAGUUGUACAAUGUACUCUUUGGGGGCAACUUGCAGUUCAGCUAUGUGAGUAUUAUAAGAAUAAUAAGCAAGCCUCUGAUGUUGUCAUUGUGCUAAUCAAUGCAAGGGUUAAAGAGGCUCAAGGAGGAUUUCCAGUUAGUGUUUCCAACACAUGGAAUGGAACGAAAUUGUUGAUUAAUGACCUUGCUAUUGAGGAAGUCAAGAAUCUAAAAGAAAGGUACUAA